Molecule: messenger RNA, 758 nt
Organism: Hyphopichia burtonii NRRL Y-1933
Lineage: Eukaryota; Fungi; Ascomycota; Pichiomycetes; Serinales; Debaryomycetaceae
Exons: 1
Coding region: 4-747 (247 amino acids)
Source: RefSeq, a predicted model, not a curated record
UCAAUGUCUUUUUCUAGAAGAGUAUCCUUACAGUGGAUACCUGAACAAGUGGACCCAGAAGAAAGUACUAGCACAUAUGUCAUUACCUCUCCAAAUGAUGAAUUUGUUGAUAUUAGAAUUUACAGCACCAAGUAUCCAUACACUAAAGAAAAGCAGGAAGCUUUCGACAAAGUGUUCCAGUGGGGGAUAACUGGAGUCGAGGAGCCAAUUGAAGGUACUAGCAGAGUAAAUUUCAAGCAUGAAGUAAGCACCACUGAGGUGAUCGAAUCAAUCAGAACAGGCAAGCUGUUAGAAGAAUGCAGAGGUGAACCAGACGUUGGCGACUUCAGCAAUAUCGAAGGAAGUGAGGACAGAAGGGAGACUGGGUCUAUGGUGAAUUUUGAGACUGGUCGAAAGACGGACUACAUUGAAAUCUGGCGUUCUCUUGAUCCCAUAAAUCAUACUCCCCAUAAAGAAGUCAGAGAGCCCAAGGAAACUACAGACAUACCAAAGGUCUUGGUUAUGGAGGUGAACCAAGUUGGUUUCCAAGGCAAGUUGGUCCGUUUGGGGAAUUGGGUUCAAGCUUUGGUCCUCAACAGGUCAACUAAAGAAAUACAUAUCAUUAGGUAUCAUUUUGAUACUCUGCUUAAGAACUGGGACCGAUUGAUUCAAUAUGCUGGCAUUGACUUCCCUACAGACUUUGCCGGUAACGUGGGAGAAUCAGCUAUGGUGAGUAACAUCAAUUGGAUCUGUAAAGAGAAGGUGUAGUUUUUAUAAAC